CGAAGCCGCCCCCAUUUCACUGGACGGCAAUGUUUACUAUGCGUUGAAACACGUCAAAGGGAACGAGACGGAUCAAAACAGAGGAGAAGGUGGAAAAGGAAUUAAAAACAAUGAAAAGCAGUGUUUGUUAUACGGAGAGUGCUUGAAAUAUUCGCCUGAGACGGACAUCCCGCGGCUUGCGGUGGCUGGAUUCCAAUGAAGCUUGAGGGCACCGCCGGCCGAGGCUGCAGCCGCUGCGGUGGCCAAAGUGUCCUGCAAACCACUCGGAGGAGCUCGCACUCCUAGCUGAAGGCACAGGUUGGAUCAGCGGCGCUUUCACCCCUCCCCACCCCUCCUCCUGGUCAAGAUGGUAGCUUGGAGUGGAGGCGCCUUGUGGCCGGGGCCUGCAACGAAAGGCCGACGGGGGAUGAGUGAGUGAGAGAGAGGGAGAAGCAGCAGCCCCACUCCUGGAAAGGCUUCGGAGACUCCCGUGGCUGCUGGAGGAUUCGUGAACGUUUUGCACGCUUGCACCUCUCCGACAGAGCUUGUUUCGCGACGAAGGAAUUUAUGCAGAUCGUUCCCCCCCCACCCCCCGCUCCUGUCCUUUUCGUUUGUUUAAAAACAAAGUUUUAAUCGUGGACACUUAUAGAACAGUGAAGGUGAAAUAUCUGUCAUGAGUGUUCGUGAUCAUGUAGCAUCUGACAUUGGUUUUCACAGUCGUUCUUUUACACUGCCUUUUAACGUCAGCUGAAAGAGAUUCUUGUUUGCCACACGCUCUCUUAAACUGUAUGCAACGCAUCGUUUUGGAUUUACUUAGAGAAGAAGAAAACAAAGCUGCUCAGAAUCGCAAUGGUUUUGUGAAUUCUGAGCAUUUUAAAAGGAAGUUGUUAACCGGAAUGCUACUUGUCUUUUUCUAUUACCUUGUUAUCGAAAGUCACUGAGAUUGACUGAGAUAGGAAAAUAAUUUUUGUGGACGUUGUUUUUUUUAAAAAAAAUCUAAAUGAUCAAAAUCUGGGUCAACAUGUAUGUUUAAACCUCUUCAGUAUUAUAUGGUUUCAUAUAAUAAAGUCAGAUUCUGAAUUCCGGGAAAGAUGCAAAGUGUUUAUUUGUAAUUGGAAAGGACGUAUUAGAACAUAUUGCAGUGGGUGCCAGUCCUAUUCCCCUCAAUGGAAAUUGCGUUGUGUUAAUUCUAUGGGACUAAUCUCAGUUUGAAAUCAAAGUAAUAUUUGCAGAAAAGAAGUAUCAGUAUAUUUGGAUAGGUGGUGGUGGUUGUAACUUCCUAAAUUUUGCAAAUAAUCGGGAACAGCAUCCGAAUUUGUUUCCCUUUUCAAUAGGAUGCAAGUUAUUUUAUUGAAGAUAUAGAGAGGUUUGUAAGAAAAUCAAUUAUAUGUAUUUUGUAAGACAGAAGUCACGAACUUUAAUUUGUGGAGAGAAAGAAACCAUUCUUGUUUGGAUUUUAAUUGACAGAAGAUUUUACAAAUGAUGGCUGAAGAAUCGGGUCGGGCUGAGAUUGACCCUGACUUCAAACCACAGGUUCGUCCGAGAUCCUGCACUUGGCCUUUGCCAAGACCAGAACUGACAACUGUGAAGCAGGAGGAUUCUGCCACAGGAACUCCCACUGAAGAAGAAAAGCAGGAUGUUGUUGAUUCAAGUGCUAUAAAACUAGAGAGUGAAGUUAACCUGAAUGCAGAGGUCUCUUCCCAAAGUGCUGCAGCAAGUACACAGCGUAAGAGUUCUUCUCGAAGAAAUGCAUGGGGCCAUCAAUCUUAUGCAGACCUUAUCACCAAAGCUAUUGAGAGCUCACCAGAGAAGAGGCUGACACUCUCUCAGAUCUAUGAUUGGAUGGUCAAAUCUGUGCCUUACUUCAAGGACAAAGGAGAUAGCAACAGUUCAGCUGGGUGGAAGAAUUCCAUUCGACACAACCUUUCUCUGCACAGCAAAUUCAUCCGAGUCCACAAUGAAGCAACAGGAAAGAGCUCUUGGUGGAUACUUAAUCCUGAAGGUGGCAAAAGUGGGAAGUCGCCCAGGAGAAGAGCAGCAUCAAUGGACAAUAAUAGCAAGCUUGUUAAGAGCAAAGGAAGGGCUGCUCGGAAAAAGGCUGCCCUUCAGGCUGCUCAGGAAGGAAGCGCUGAGAGCCCUAGUUCACAAAUUUCCAAAUGGCCUGGAAGUCCUUCCUCUCGUACCAAUGAGGAUUCUGAGACCUGGACCAGUUUUAGGCCAAGAACGAGCUCUAAUGCUAGCACAUUAAGUACUGGACACCUGUCCCCUAUAGUGCCAGAACAGGAUGAUCUGGAAGAUGAGCUCCAUGCUACACUAGCCUACCCCAGCUCUUCGAGCAAAUUACCAUCAACACUCACUGAAAACAUAAUUGAAGAACUUGAACUCAUUGACAGUUUAAACCUCAUGUCACCAUCAUCUGCAUUGUUGCCAACCCAGCAAUCAUUAUCUGCUGGCUUGAUACAACAAAGCUCAAACUAUACAUUUAGGUCACAGAGCUCUGACUCUGGGUCAAAGGCCUCUGCCUAUGGGAACUCCUUCUAUGAUUCUUCUGAUCUGACGUCUGUGCAGAGUCACUUCAGUGUACCCGCAACUCUCGAAGCCCUCCUGGCUUCGGAGUCGCCAGCUCAUACAGAUGUGAUGAUGAGCCAAGUUGACCCCGUCAUGCCACAGACAGGUGGACGACUAGCCAGUGAAAAUCUUAUGCUGUUGAACAUUGACUCUAUCAACAGUCCAUCUGCAGAGUCAAAAAUUAACCAGCCCAGCCAACAAGGAAAAUCUGCCGGAUCACCAGCCUCAUCUAUUAAUAUUAUACCUCAUGCAAUGAAUAUGCUGGGACCACCACCUGAUGCAAACCAAAUGCCCACUUUGAAGGCCCAACUCCAGACCCCAGUGAGCCAAGCUCUGCAAAUUGAUCUGUCAUCCACCAUCAACUCAAAUGGCAGCAGUAGCUCUUCAGGAGGAGUGAAUAUGAAUCAUGAGAAUUUCCCUCGAGAUCUUGAUUUGGAUAUGUUCAUGGAAAGUCUUGACUGUGAUGUGGAUUAUAUAAUUGAUCAUGAUCUCAUGGAUGAUGAAGGACUUGAUUUCAAUUUGGAUCCUAUUGCCACAAAUCCAUCUUAUCCCAACACCUCACAGUCGUCUUCUCGUAGCUGGGUGCCAAGUUAAUUUCAAUACAGGUUUGUUGUUUGUCAGCUGGCAGUCAUCUGUCUUCACAAAGAAGUUUUAUUUUAAACGAAUCCAGGAGUCGAGUAUCCGUUCCUGUUUAUUCCAACAAAUUCAUCCAAGAAGAUAUUUUCCUUCUGUCAUGCACUCUGAUUCCAGUGUGGUUGAAACCUAUCCAAAAUCAUUUUCUGGUGUGAUUCUGGAAUGUCAUAGUGCCAACACAAUCCAUUUGAAAAUGCUUAUUACAUUACAAAGAAUUUCUCGGAAGGAAUUGCACACACUGAUGGGGAUGUUUAUUUUUGUCUGGUUCUAAACUUCUGGUGCAAUGAUCCUUGAUGAUGAAAAUAGUGCAAAUAUAUAGGAUCCUAACAGUUGAGCAAAUAUGAUUAUCAGAACUUUUUUUUUAAAAGUGCAGAACAUUUUUUUUAAAAAAAGCUAAUUGGUAGCAAACCAUUUUGUUCUUUUAGAGCUUGCAUUGAAACACUACGUGGAAGUAAGUCAUUCAGAUUUCCAACAAAACCCCUCAAAAUAAAUUUGCAAUACUCACAUGAAAAAAUAUUAAUUGAGCACAAACCAUUGUGUUGGAUAAAUGAAGCGAAACAUCACAAAGAAGCAUAGAGUAUGUAGACUGAGGAUUUCCUCCUUUCUCUCUCUCUGACACCUUUGACUGCAUUCAGCGUACAUGCUGUUUGGAACUUAAAUUGAAUAAAGUCAGAACUGUUUGUAAAUAAGGAUUAAAAUGCAAAGAAAAUGCAGACAUUUUCCAGUAAAACUGUGGUGACAGAAAUUCCUUUUGGAAUAGAUUAUAAUUUAUCCAAUCCAUUCUAGCAAUGCUAAGGUAUUCAACCCAAUCUGUAAUAUUAUGCACUCAUUCCCAAUUCCGUAGAUUAGUAUUAUACAUUUUAAAGCCAACAAGAAAACCAUUAAUUAUUGCGUAAUUUCAUUUUAGUGUGCUUAAUCUGGACGUUUUGAUUCCGGCAAGUAAAAUGUUUAGUCCCCUCUCCCCCGUUGAUCUCACUCCAUUCUUUUAACAAUUGAAUUUAGAAUUAAUUGUCCAGUGAAUUUGGAACCCUGUGUAAUAGCCCCUGGCUCAUUCUUUGAGAGAGGGAGGUUGAUUUCAUCAUGCAAUGUUGCUUAAUGAAGGGGAAUGUGAGCAAACCUCACAAAUUUGGGAAAUUUUCCAUCAAGUCAAAAAAGCAGUUUGACUGAAAUUUGUACUAUUCUCCAUUUAAAUUGUGCCUUCUACUUAAGCACUUAAUUUUGUCCAGCAUCCUGGUAUAGUACUGGGAUUAAACACAUGGCAUGUAUGUCUGUGUCCUAAUGACUGAACUGAUCUCACCCUCCUGGAUACAGGCUUUGUUUCCAUGAAACAUGCUUUUUAAAAUGCCCUUGUUAUAUGUAAAUUCUAAAUGAUGUUAAGUUGCCAUUGGUGAGAUUUUAAAGCAAGACCAAAUUGUUCCUCUAGGAUGGGCGUAACACGUUCCAAAACAAUCUUUGAAAAAGAGUGUGUUCUUUCAACGACUUGGUUAAUAUUGACUAGUAUUAUUAAAGCAAAUUGUCUGGCAAUGUAUUUUAUGGCAAUAUGUGGGAUCUUGCCGAGCUCUGAACAGCUGUUUUAUUUCCCUACAACAUUGGCUAGACUUCAAAACUACAUCAUUGGGUGAAAUAUACUUGGGGAAUCACUUGAUGUUAUGAAAGGUGCUAUUCUCUCUAAUUGAAGAAGAUCUCCUAUGUCACCCAUAUGUCCAUUGCAGAGGAGGAAGUAAACAUGUUGGUUGAUUUAAACUGUGUAAUUAAGUCAAGAAGUGGCUUUAAUUCUACGAGAUAAUACUCUGAACUAUAAGCAAGCCUAAAGCUGUCAAGGAUUAGUUUGCAUAAAAACCCAGGAGUGAUUUAUGAGUCACCAAAUAACUUGGAUGUCUUCAUAAGCUCAAAGUUUAUAGAUCCUGAAUAUCAGAAAUCACUUCUGGGGCCUAAUGUAUACACUAAUGUUUAUAAAAUUGAACUUGAUCUGUUUGGGGUUGCUUUUCUGGACUGAUGUUUGGUGCAGUCACAGAAGCCCAAUGCACUCUUCGUGAAUUCAUGAGGAUGUUCUUGCUGAAGGAUUAAGAAUUGUGGCUUGAUCACCUGCACACUGUAUCAAGAAAUAAUCUUUAUUGAAGUUUGUUAAUUUUUACAUACUAUAACCAUAGAUUUAUAGUGUACAUAGUACCCAAACUGCUUUCAUCCUCCUCAAUCCUACUUUAUACUCAUUCUUUUUCCAUGAAACACACUCCUUUUUAACACAAAUAUCUUUUGCUACAUGCAAAAUCAGAAUAUAUAAUGAGGGAAAUUGUGAAAUUGAAUUGAGAGGUGAUUCAAACCAAAAAAUGGUUUAUUUAAGAAGUUAGUACUGGAUGAUACAAUUUAAAGUUUGUAUAGAUGGUGUAAGUAUAAAUAAGACGAUGGAAAUUGGAAGUGUUUAUAUUUUACCUCUGGGCUAGUGUUAACUCAACCCAGAUUUGCAAUGAAAGUUUAGAAUUAGGUUGUGAGGAUUUAUUUUUAUGAAUUACUAUUGUUAAUUUUGAAUGCUUCCUUGCAGCCCAAAGCACUCCUCUAAUUUAGCACUAAAUUAUGAAACGCCCUCAGACAAUUGGUGUCUGGUGGGAAGAAUACCAAGUAGUGGUAUAAUCUUUAACAUGAGGCACUUUUAUUUAGGCUUUACUGUGCGCCGAACUUGUGAGUUUUGUCAAUGACCUUAGAUGUUGAAAAUGACUAUUGUUUGAAUUGCCAGCUUUAAUGUUUUUAACUUAAGGAGCAAAGUUCUCUUUUAAACGAUUCCUGGAAUGGUUUUCAAAGAACUCCCUUCUCUCCCAAUAUGCUCUCCUGCCACUUUUUCAACCUCCAGUAGUUGAAGUUCGAAUUUUUUUUCAAUUGCCAUUUCAUUGCCAGACAAAAAGAAAAAGAUGGGUAAUCUUAUCUUUUAUAGUGGAGGAAAUUCUUUUGGGAGAGAAUUCUACCUGCACAUCCCCUACCCCUUCUUCAUUUUAAUGACUAUUUAAUAACAAUUAUAGCACUUAAUCCUCAGUUUGCUGUAAAACAGCUUGUGGCCCUCUAUGGUGUAAGCUGUUGGCAGGUGUGCUGAGGUUGUGAUGUUUAAUAAGAGGGAGUGAUUGGUGGUCACCGUUGCGAGUCCCAGUUCUGCUCGUCUCAUUCACUGGCACGUAAGUUUUAAAAAAUGUUUUUAUAUAAAACUACCGAGGAUUAGAGUCGAGCAGAUGUGCAUGCCACAUAACACUAAAAACAAACUAGUUCAUGGAAACAAAUUUUUAGACCUUUUGCGUUCGCAUAAACCUGCCUUUACCUCUCAGGGUGAUUCUGAUUAUAUUGCUAGUAUCAAAAAAAAACAAGGCAAGUGUGUUUUUGUUUUUGCUCUUUAAGGGCAGUAUGCCAGAUUCAAGUGUUUACAGACUAAGUUAAUUGCAUAUACAUUAAAUGUCUUUACUACAUUUUUGUCCUUUUUAAACUGUUAGCUUCAGAUUUUGCUUAUAAAUGAAGUUCUGACUUCAUUCACUAAUUAGUAAUUUGGUAGAUUCAAACACCUUGACUUUUAAACUUGAACUAUUUUAAUUUUAAUGCUUUGGCCAUUUCUAAUAUGUCUCUAUAGACUUUAUUUAUGCAAGCUUAAAAAAAAAAUUAGGUUUAGUUUUCCUAUCUCCUGCUCAGCCCAGGGUAUUCACUCUGUUUGCGUGCAUAUAAAGUUCUGACAGGAACCAGAUUAAAGAGGUAUUCUCCACACUGCUGCAGGAUAUGGGGUUUCUGUUUGCAAUUUCAUCUUGCUGCAAGAUUUCAGCCUUUUGGGCAAAACUGAAUGAGUUUCUGCAUCUUCAGAAGCUGACGUAUCUGGGCAGAUUUUACUCAUCUUCGUACAACUUUUCCCACAUUUGAGAGUGGUCUAUACUUUAUCUUUGCCUUCGAUUGUUAGGGAAAAGUGGGGAGAUGCAUAGAAGGGAUUGAAAUAGUACUUUCAAAGAGGCGAAUAGGAGGUUGGUUGUAGAAUGCAGGCAACUCCUGCAUAUAGGUGCUGCACUGAAAACCCCACAGUCAUCUUAAAUUGAAACAAUGCCUCCAUAACCCAAUGCUUAUGACAUGUUUUGUGUUUUAAAUAAACUUACGUCCGUUGAAGCUUUUUGCAGAAAAGACCCUUUGAUGAGCAGGGUUAAGGAAGUUCCCUUGUAGGAAUGGUGCAUACAUCUAGCCAUAACUUCAUUUCCUGAUGAGGUAGAUUACAAAUAGUGUUUUACUAUACAGUCUCUUCAGCUGGAUGCAAAUUAUUGGUUGUGGAAAGACAAGUAUAAAGAAAUAGAAAAUAACCGUAGUCUGCUAUUAGAGUGUGAACUUUAUAGUCUCUUAGUCUAAUGUGUUUGGAUUUUUUUUACAAUUUUAUCUUUACAGUAAUAUUUUCCUUUCCUUAAAAUACUGAAUAGCCAGAGUAUUUCAUGAGACCUGCCUAUUAUCAGGAUAAUGAUUAAUGACAUUUGCAGAGCUCCAAGUAAAAUCUUUUGGAGUAAAAUAAUCUCUGUAAUUUUUUUUUACUUAUGCAUUUAAGAGUAUUCUGUAUCUGUAAAACAUUCAUGUAAGUGCUCCAUGUGGUACUAUUUUGGUACAUGGGGUUUGCAACAUUAAAGUAUAUUUUAUGAAUGUG
Molecule: messenger RNA, 7822 nt
Organism: Hypanus sabinus (Atlantic stingray)
Lineage: Eukaryota; Metazoa; Chordata; Chondrichthyes; Myliobatiformes; Dasyatidae
Product: forkhead box protein O1-like
Exons: 3
Coding region: 1459-3141 (560 amino acids)
Biological process (GO): regulation of transcription by RNA polymerase II
Cellular component (GO): nucleus
Molecular function (GO): DNA-binding transcription factor activity, RNA polymerase II-specific; RNA polymerase II cis-regulatory region sequence-specific DNA binding
Source: RefSeq, a predicted model, not a curated record